CGUGCAACAGAACCAGUGUGAUGUCGGAGAUCAAAGGGAGUGUAAGUGUGCGCCACCGCUCCGAUACAAACCCGUUUGACCUGUGUCUGUGACCUUGCUUGGCGUCCGUGGCGGUCCAUGGAUGCGCGUUUGUGACCUUGAGGCAUGGAGAGCCGUUAAGGUUGUGGUAGAUGCGGAAUUAAUGGGAUACGAGGAAACGGGAGAAGCGUGAGGUAAUUAAGGAGUGUGUCACCAUGCUGCGGAACAAGCCAAUCCGAGGCGCCCUAUUGGACAUCACAGGCGUCCUUUAUGAGUCUGGAACGCGUGUGGCCAUACCUGGCAGUGUGGAAGCUGUGCGCAGGCUGAAGGAGGCGGGUGUGGGGGUGCGCCUUGUCACCAAUGAGUCAUCCAUACCUGUAGCACACCUGUCCACCAAGUUAGAGGGAAUGGGGUUUGAAGUGAGAGAGAGAGAGAUAAUUAGCCCCAUACCUGCUGUCUUGAAAGUGCUGGAGAGAGAGAAACUGACUCCACAUCUGCUUGUCAGCCCGCAGGUGGAGUCAGAGUUUGCUCACUUGCUCUCCAAUCAAACAUCUCCAAAUUGUGUUGUGCUUGGUGAUGCUGGUAAUGCCUUCAGUUUUGAAGCCCUUAACAAGGCUUUCAGGGCUCUCAAGACCAUGCCAAGCCCUAGACUCAUUGCCCUGGGACGUGGGAAGUACUACAGGCAUGAGGGAGAGCUGCACCUAGAUGUGGGACCCUUCAUGAGUGCCCUGGAGUAUGCCACGGGGGUGCAAGCAGAGGUUAUUGGCAAGCCGGCUAAGGAGUUCUUCAAGGCAGCCCUCUCUGAUUUGGGGGUCAGUGCUGAAGAGGCAAUAAUGGUUGGGGACGACAUUGAAGGUGACGUGGAGGGUGCACAGGGGUGUGGGGUGGCAGGGGUGCUGGUAAGGACAGGCAAAUACACCCCAACCUCAGAGACUCAUCCCUGCAUCACCCCAGCUGCUGUGCAGGACAACCUAGGGUGUCUGGUGGAGGCACUGCUGGUGGGGGGGAUAUGAGAGAGAGAGAGAGAGAGAGAGAGAGAGAGAGAGAGAGAGAGAGAGAUGAAUAGAGGGGUGUGUUAGUGUGUGUGUGUGUGUGUGUGAGAGAGUGAGAGAGAGAGAGAGAGAGAGAGAGAGAGAGAGAGAGAGAGAGAGAGAGAGAGAGAGAG
Molecule: messenger RNA, 1183 nt
Organism: Scylla paramamosain (green mud crab)
Lineage: Eukaryota; Metazoa; Arthropoda; Malacostraca; Decapoda; Portunidae
Product: phospholysine phosphohistidine inorganic pyrophosphate phosphatase-like
Exons: 6
Coding region: 234-1031 (265 amino acids)
Biological process (GO): dephosphorylation
Cellular component (GO): cytosol
Molecular function (GO): inorganic diphosphate phosphatase activity; phosphatase activity
Source: RefSeq, a predicted model, not a curated record